Notodromas monacha is the source of this 971-nucleotide messenger RNA. The record is from the annotation of a GenBank genome assembly. NCBI's taxonomy places the organism in Eukaryota, Metazoa, Arthropoda, Ostracoda, Podocopida, Cyprididae.
CAAGUGCGUGUUUUGAAUCUCAUUUGUUUCCUUUCUUUGAAUUUGUUUCGAAUUUUCAGAGGGAAUGUAAAAUACGAGGGUGUGAUAUUAUUGAACGAGAAAGUAAUCUCAUGUCGUUUCUCACUUGUUUCGUUUCCCAUUCGCACAGAAAAAUGUCUUCAAAAUUAUUUUAAUACAUUUAUAUAUAUUUUUGCAAACUUGCUUCUUUGCUUUGCAAUUAACGUUAACAUCAAGAGGAACACGUUCUGACUCUUUGAACGCUGCGAUAUUUUUUUUAUAUCUCUUCCACGCACAUUUUUUUUUUGCCUACGCCUAUGCUGUAAAUUUUUUUCAUUUUUGGGAAUUGGUAAAAAAGAAAGGGAUGGUAGCUUAGAUGUGGGGUUUUUUAUAUUGAUUUGACUGCGUCCUUUGUUUUCGGUGUUUUGUCGGUUCCGGUGAUGCUGCUAUUCGCGUCUGGGUGGCCGCUUAAAGGCUUGAGCCAUGUAGAACAUCAUCGGAUCAAAGAAGGGAAUCCGAGUGGCGGUGGUGGUGGCUUUGGUGGGAAUGGCGCCGGGGCUGCACCGAAGGCCGUGGCACCAGCGGCGGCGGCGGCGGUGACGGCUUUUGAUGGCGCUGACACGUUGUCGGAUGCCGGUGCUGGUGCUGCCGCCGCAGGUGCGACAGCGGCGGCAUCGGUAACGAUGACGGCGGCGGCGCCGUCACCAGACCCGGGCACGGUGUCGCCGAGUGACGUGACGCCGGUGGUUCACUGGCCGUCGGUUUUGCGGGACAGGCCGCGGGUGUCUCGUGGGCCGCCGCCGCCGGUGCCGCCCCGAGGCUCGGGCACUAGUCCUGUGCCGCCUGUCCGCCAAAAUGCCCCUGGCGCCGCUUCGGGUGGUGGUGGUGGAAAAAGCGUCGGUAUGAACACUAUUUCAAUCCCAGAAGUGGCGAUGAAGCCGAGCCCGGUGAGCUCAGUUCCCAUGUUGGCGUGA